GGUGCUGCCAUCUCCUGCCUGGUGAUGGCAGUAAUGGUUUGAAAACCAAGAUGGUGAAGCCUCACUGAGGGUUCCGGGUUCGAAACCUCGCUCUAGGUUCAGUGGAAACCUCGCAGGGUUCAGCCAUGAGUGAGAUUCAUGCGGGUUUAGCGCAGCAGCUGCCACAGGACGUCAGGGAUAAGCUGGCGGAGCUGGACCUGGAGUUGUCAGAAGCAUGCCCGCAGGCUGCGCUGUACGCGCAACACAGCAGCGGUGCCGGGAGCCGCAGCCGCAGCAGUGAACACCGCAGUAUCACCACUCACGAACGGCGCUACCUGUCAGGUGGCCUGGCUGAGGCAGCCUCUCCAUCCACCCGCUCCAGACGGAGGGCACAGCGACGUGUGACUAGGAACGAAUCACGCUACCACUCAGAGGUGCGACAGGAGGCGGUGAAGGAGGCGCUGGCACAGUACCAGUCAAGACCCAAGAACCUGCCACUGCCAUCCAAGAGGUCAUCUGUCAUGACCUCCGUCAUGUCCUCCAGGUCACCAGACAGACACCACAGAGAUUCAGACUCCGAAGAUAGUGAUGAGGACAGUGUGACUGCCGAGGGCAGUGUAGGCAGCAGUGGAGGUCACAGUGGCUCUCAGGGGACUCCAGAGGUGACCAGGACACCUUUGUUACUGCCACCUCCACAGGUACCAGCCCACGGUGGUGGUGGUGGUACUCCUGGUAGUGGUAGUAGUAGCCACCACACUCCACCACCUCACCCACUACCACCCAAACAACAGCAACCACUACCACCUAUACCACCACACAGUUUAAGUAACGGCGGCGAAGAGGAACAGCGACGGAGACGCGAGACGUCUGACAUAACCGAUCUAAUGGCUAAUAUUACGUCAUUCUCACAGCCGCCAGACGUGACCAACAACACUGGAGGAGGGAACAGAGUGCCACGAGAUGACAGAAUCACCCGCUACUCUGGUCCACUUCCAGGCAGACAGUCUUCCUCAGAUGCUGAGACAGAGGGCUGGCGCGACGCUCUGUACCACUUUCCAGAGAACUGGCGAGGCACCGGCCGCUGGAAGGUCUCGAACAAGAUCCAGCAGCUACUCAACACACUGAAGAGGCCUAAGAGAAGACCACUGCCGGAGUUUUACCUUGAUGAUGAGGAGGACCUGGAGAUAGCGGCCAACCCUAAGGACCCUAACGCACCCAAACCUGAGGGCAUGGUGAUGACGCCGGCCAGGGGUGAACAGCUGGUGAUCCCAGCUGGGUUACCACGGUCAGUGGAAGAUGCUGUCUACCGCUACGGGUCAUCUUCCGGUUACAAGGCUCCCGUAGCUACCAUUCUUGACGCUAACGGCAAGCUGUCUGUCUCUCUUACAUAUGGUAAGCUCUUGAGUAGAAGUCAGAAGAUGGCCUACAACCUGUUGAGUCGUCUUGGUGGUCGUGGCGAGGGCACGGUCAUGCCUGGUGACCGUGUCGCCCUGGUCUACCCCAACAACGACCCUGUGUCGUUCAUGGGAGCGUUCUAUGCUUGUCUGCAGGCGGGGCUUGUACCCGUGCCCAUCGAAGUUCCUCUGUCCAGGAGAGAUGCUGGCUCCCAACAGAUUGGCUUCCUGUUGGGCAGCUGUGGUGUGUCUGUGGCACUCACCUCAGAAGCCUGUUUCAAAGGGAUUCCCAAAACAAGUGCUGGGGAAGUGGUAUCCUUCAAAGGGUGGCCUAAGCUCACUUGGUUCAUCACCGACCACUUACCUAAACCUCCGAAGGACUGGCAGACUCCACCUAGACACUCCGAUGACACUGCAGCUUAUAUUGAAUAUUGUACAGACAAGGACGGCUCGGUGAAGGGCGUAGUGGUGACGAGGACGGCCAUGUUGGCCCACUGUCGCACCCUCACGUCGGCCUGUAACUACACUGAGGGUGAGGUGGCCGUCUGUGUCCUUGACUUCAAGCGUGAGGUUGGACUGUGGCAUUCCAUGUUGUGUUCAGUGUUCAAUGGCAUGCACGUCAUCUUCAUCCCGUACUCCGUCAUGAAGGUGAACCCAGCCUCCUGGAUGCACAUGAUCACUAGAUUUAAAGCCAGUAUUGCCAUAGUGAAGUCACGGGACCUCCACUGGGGACUGCUAGCCACCAAAGACCACAAGGACGUUAGUCUUCAAUCGUUGCGACUGUUGCUGGUGGCGGAUGGUGCCAAUCCGUGGUCGCUGUCGUCAUGCGACCAGUUCCUGGCAGUCUUCCAGAGCAAAGGUUUACGACCAGAUGCUAUCUGUCCGUGUGCGUCUUCCCCCGAGGCUCUCACCGUCUCUAUCAGGAGGCCGGGUCAUGGAGGGGCCAACGCGGUGGGUCGCGGAGUGUUGAGUAUGCAAGGCUUAAGUUUUGGAGUGGUUCGUGUGGACCAGGAGAACUCCCUCACCUCCCUCACACUCCAGGACUGUGGCCAAGUUUUACCAGGAGCAAUGAUCAUAGUGGUCAAAUUAGAGGGCCAACCGUUCCUGUGUCGCACGGACGAGGUGGGAGAGAUCUGUGUGGCUGGGGGUGCGGUCGGUGACCAGUACUGGGGUCUACAAGGCAUGACCAACACCACCUUCAAGGUUCAGCCGCUUCUCCCAGAUAACACACCCAUGUCCGAGACCUCGUCCUUUGUCCGGACCGGACUACUAGGCUUCUUAGGUCCAGGUGGUCUAGUGUUUGUGUGUGGGUCUCGAGAUGGUCUGAUGACGGUCACUGGCCGUAAGCACAACACCGACGACAUCAUCGCAACUGUCCUGGCAGUAGAACCCAUGAAAUUUAUAUACCGAGGUCGCAUUGCCGUCUUCUCCCACAAGGUCCUGAGGGAUGAGAGGAUAUGUGUCAUAGCGGAACAGCGGCCAGACUGCUCCGAAGAAGAGAGCUUCCAGUGGAUGUCUCGAGUUCUACAAGCGGUUGACAGCAUCCACCAAGUGGGCAUCUACUGCCUGGCACUCGUACCUCCAAACCACCUGCCCAAAACCCCGCUGGGAGGGAUCCAUCUCUCGGAAACACGCAAGAAAUUCCUGGAAGGGUCGUUACAUCCUGCCAAUGUGUUGAUGUGCCCCCACACCUGCGUCACCAACCUGCCCAAGCCUCGGGAGGUUCACCACGAUGUUGGGCCAGCAAGUGUAAUGGUGGGGAACCUGGUGCAGGGCAACAGACUGGCCAGUGCCCAGGGCAGAGACAUGGGACUCAUGGAUAAUGAAGAUGGUAUGAGAAGGCAUCCCCAGUUCAUCGCUGACAUCCUCAAGUGGCGAGCCACCACCACAGAGAACCAUGAAAUCCUCACUCUUUUGAAUUCUAAGGGCCAAGUUGCUACCUCCCUUACCUGCGCCCAGUUACACAAGAAGGCGGAACGAGUGGGCUGUUUACUGCUGGAAAAAGGUCACAUUAACACGGGUGACCAUGUGGCACUCAUCUACCCUCCUGGGGUGGACCUUAUAGCAUCGUUCUAUGGUUGUUUGUAUGUUGGAGCUGUGCCAGUCACUAUACGACCUCCUCACCCCCAGAACUUACAGUCUACAGUCAAUACAGUCAGAACUGUGGUUGAUGUGUCCAAGUCUUCAAUUAUAUUGUCCACGCUCACUGUUAUUAAGCUCCUAAAGAGUAAGGAAGAGAAAUUUGACAGUGGAAAAAAGUGGCCACCGAUCUUGGAUACGGAUGACCUGCCAAAGAAACGCCUGCCCUCUAUCUACAAGGCGCCUACGCCGGAGAUGAUUGCCUAUUUGGACUUCAGCGUGUCGACGACAGGCAUGCUGGCGGGCAUUAAGCUGUCACACGGGGCAGCGACCUCUCUGUGUCUUAGCAUGAAGGUGUGUUUGUGUAUGUGUGGACAGUAGUCAUGCAGGGAGGUA
Molecule: messenger RNA, 3848 nt
Organism: Cherax quadricarinatus
Lineage: Eukaryota; Metazoa; Arthropoda; Malacostraca; Decapoda; Parastacidae
Source: RefSeq, a predicted model, not a curated record